UUUCCUUAUAAAGAAAAGAGCUGCUUUGGAAAACAUCUCUCUAAAGGAAGACCUCUCAUUUCUGCAUUGAGAUCUAUCAAGGCCUCAAAGUAGCUGAUACGAAGAUAUGGGAAGGGGGAAAAUUGUGAUCCGGAGGAUUGACAACACCACAAGCAGGCAAGUCACUUUCUCCAAAAGGCGAAGUGGAUUGCUUAAGAAAGCCAAGGAAUUAGCCAUCCUUUGUGAUGCUGAAGUCGGACUGAUGAUUUUUUCUAGCACCGGGAAGCUCUAUGAUUUCGCAAGCACCAGCAUGAAAUCUGUGAUCGAACGUUACAACAAAAUGAAAGAAGAGAAUUAUCAGCUGCUGAAUCCUACUUCAGAAGUCAAGUUUUGGCAAGGCGAAGUAGAAAGAUUGAGACAACAGCUGCAAUACUUGCAACAAAGCCACAGGCAGCUGUUGGGAGAAGAACUUUUUGGUUUGAACAUCAAUGAUUUACAGAACUUGGAAAAUCGACUGGUUAUAAGUUUGAAAGGUGUUCGUAUGCAAAAGGAGCAAUUAUUAAAAGAUGAAAUACAAGAACUAAACAAGAAGGGGAGUCUAGUUCAUCGGGAAAAUAUAGAACUCCACAAAAAGGUAACCCUCAUCCAAGAAGCAAACCAGGAAUUGCGUAAAAAGGUUAACGAAUUAGCGAGCUCAAGUACACACAUAAGAAACCAGACUCCAUUUGGCAUCAGCAAUGGGUAUGACUUAAAUGAAUCCAUCAGUCUCCAGCUGAUUCAGCCAAUGACAAAGACGAACCCCACACCAGAAAGAGAUGUAACACUUGGGUACACUUUCCUUUCCAAAAGAUCCUUAAUCAUUCUCCCAUGGACAAUGUAA
Messenger RNA from Daucus carota subsp. sativus, 859 nucleotides. RefSeq names its product MADS-box transcription factor 23-like. Gene Ontology annotation, cellular component: nucleus. Gene Ontology annotation, molecular function: protein dimerization activity; DNA-binding transcription factor activity, RNA polymerase II-specific; RNA polymerase II cis-regulatory region sequence-specific DNA binding. NCBI's taxonomy places the organism in Eukaryota, Viridiplantae, Streptophyta, Magnoliopsida, Apiales, Apiaceae. Bases 107 to 859 code for a protein of 250 amino acids. The transcript has 8 exons. The record is from RefSeq and is a predicted model, not a curated record. Gene Ontology annotation, biological process: positive regulation of transcription by RNA polymerase II.